AUGAGAGGACUACUUUGCAGAGAAUGGGGUUUAUGGAACCAAUUGGCUCAUAAAGAUUCCCCACCAGCCGAGUUUUUCACUGAUGGUGAAGAGCCUGAAAGUCAGUUCAAUUCGGAGAAAGAGAAGAUUGAAUACCCUUUUGACACGAAGAACCCUCCAGGGACAAGUAACAUAAAAAAAUCACAAGACUUUCGAAGAUUUGCCCGCUUCUUUCUCGUAGUGUGCUUCUUACAGCUCGUGUUUGCCAAAUGGAAUCCCUCUUUCUGGCAGUUAAACCUUUCUGAAAAGCCUCCAGUGGAUAGAGAGGUUUUUGAGGUGGAAUUGCCAUCACCAAACUUUGGUGUGCCAGUCUUUGAAUCGGUGUUGCUGGAUAGUUAUGAAUUUGGUGACAGUUGGGGCCAUCCUGCUCUCACCACGUAUGUUGCUCCCCCUGCUGCUAUCAAGUUCAAUAAAGUCGUCUUGGGACUAGACAUUUACGUUUCUGGUGUUCAAUAUGAUAGAUUAGCUCAUAUCUAUCUGGAUGGAUCGCCUCUGUGGAGAACAUCUACUCCUGAACCAGGAAACAGGCAUGUGCAUUCCCUCUCUCAUAAAGACGUAUCGGAAUAUGUACCCCUGUUCAAGGAAAAUGGCACUGAAUUAAUGGUUCAGCUGGAUAACUUACUAACUGGUAGACUGAAUGGUUCGUUUGAAGUAACUUUAACUGCACGUUAUUACGACUCUUUCCUGAACGAUACGGCUCCUGUUAAGAUUGCAGGCAUUGAUGAUGACCUAUUUAUUCCAGGAUCUCAUGUUCAGUUCUUCAGCGCCAAUGAGGCAGCUUCCAAAGUUUUCCCAUUAGUAGACACUCCUCCUACUCGCCCUCCUUUGAUUUACUAUCCAGACAGAAAAUUUCAAGUCACGCUACCUGUGUUGUCCCCCAACACAACUCGAGUGAAAUUGGCACUUUUCACAUCAGGAAAUGCAGCAGAGGAGUUUUGGUAUUCAAACAUCUUGGAUGGAUUUGAAGAUUACUUUUCGGACCAUCAACAUUACCUGGCCCCUCAUGGCCCAUGCCGUAUGGUGAAUGUUUACAUUAACGGCAUUAGAAUUGCAUCUUUGUCACCCGAACCUAUCAUCUACACCGGCGGGAUUUCUCCAGCCCUAUGGUCACCGAUAGUUUCCACCAGUGCUUUCGAUGUCAGGGCACUGGAGUUUGAUUUGUCAACGAUCCUUCCAUACCUUUGGGACUCUGAAGAUACCGUUUUGGAGGUGGAGAUAAGCAACUGUAUUCAAGACCAGGAAGAAACUGAGGCUUCUGCCGGCAACACAAUUGGACAGAACUGGGUCACCUCAGCCAACCUUUUGACUUGGGAGCAUAGCAGCAUCAAAUCAAGUGAAGGAACUGUAAUUUCGAACGAUAAUUCUACUGAGAUAAAGGCUAAAAUAUUCCCUGGGGACUCAAAGCUGACACAAAUAGUUAGUGCUCGUUACAAGACCGCUAUCAGUGCUCAAUUGAACUACACAUUUUUCAACGGGUCCAGCCUGAACAUACUGUUUAAUAACGUGUAUGACUCCUCUCAAUCAAAUGUUCAGCUUUACGCUGACUAUGGAAACAAACAGCACGUUGCGUUGAUUCCAAGUACCAAACACUCGAUCAGUUUAUUUGAUCUAAAAAAUCAGAAAGAAAUUUAUGAAGUUAAUUCUACUUUUUCUUACCCCCUGCUAAUUGAGUUGGUAACCAAGCCGAUCGUGGGCCAGAAUGUCGAGUUCUUAGCAAAGGUCACUGACAUGAUGUUUUUCAAGACAGCAUUUAAUGGUCAAAAGAACACCAUCAAGGUAGAGAGUAUCCAGAAGGGUACGUCGGAUUAUGUUCUUGCCCCAGGAAAUAACUAUGGAUUUGGAUCCACCAAGCAGAUUCUGCGAGCCCAGACCAAGGCACCUUUCCCUAAAAGAGAUUACCUUCGAAAAUUGAAAGCGGUAAAUGGAACGUUACUAUACGAUAACGUGAAAGAUAAGCUGAAAGGUUCCUUAGAGGAAGUCAACGAAUUAGAUUAUUCUCCAUCAGACGAGAUGUUGGAGUCAUUGUUGGAAGUGUUCAAGCUUCAUGCUAUUGACUCUGAUACAGUUGACGAGAUAAUGAAAGACAUUGAGGCUAACUAUGAAGAAAUGGACAUGAGAGACGAAGAGGAAGACGAUCUGACAGCUGAGACAGUGCAUCUUACAGUGAAUGUCAAUCUUCUUACUGCACUGAGACAUUUGUUAGGACCUGAGGGGGAAGAUGGCUUCACGUCGCCCUCCGUUGCCAACCGCCAAUUGAACGAAUUCCAAGUAAUUGAGGGAUGUCUUGGUUGCGCCCUUUCUUGA
Komagataella phaffii GS115 is the source of this 2343-nucleotide messenger RNA. RefSeq lists its product as hypothetical. The record is from RefSeq and is a predicted model, not a curated record. Bases 1 to 2343 code for a protein of 780 amino acids. NCBI's taxonomy places the organism in Eukaryota, Fungi, Ascomycota, Pichiomycetes, Pichiales, Pichiaceae. The transcript has a single exon.